CGCACCGAGGCGUUCCUCAGGUUGCGCUGCCUGGAAACGGAGGGAGCCAUUGGAGAGGCUUUGGGGGUGGGGGUGGGAGCUCCCCAAUCCUGGGAGAAAAGCGGGGAGAGACUGGGGUGGCCAAGCCAUCCCCAGUAACCAGGUUCCAGGCUCGGGGGAAGAAGGCAAGUGUGGAAGGUGAUCGCCUUGCUAAAGAUCGCUAGUCUUCUCCUCGGGAGGAGCCGGGGAGGCACUGGGGAGGAGGCCGGAGCUGCAUGGAGUUUCUGGGGCGCGCAACUCCAGCGGGGCCUCGGCCACUGGGCUCCGGGGCGCAGCGAGGAGGCAGCCGCGCACAUGGGCUGAGCCCGCGCGGCCAGCGGGCGCGGGAGGGGUAGAGGCGAGCUCGGUGCAGGGGGUGCGGGGCGCACGUUUCCCCAGACGGGAGGCGAGGACAAGGACAGGGGAGGAAAGGAGCAGCUUGGAUCACCGCGGGCUCUGCAAAGAUCAGCAGAGACUCAAGGGAAAGGAAAGACUAUUCGCGCGGGGUUCCCGGACGCCACUGGGUUGGGCAAAGCGGCCUCACCACCGGAGUGGGGGACGCCGUGGGAGCCGGCGACAGAGAGGAAGGAUGCCCGCGCGGGGACGCGUGUGAGCGCCAGGCUGAGCGCUCGGGUUCGCGUCGCCCCCUCCCUGCGGGCCUCGGAGGAGGUGCCUGGGCAGCCCGGCAGCGGAGCCCCGGCUCCAAGAGAGGGAAAAGAUGCCGUUCCACCAUGUCACCGCUGGCUUGUUGUACAAGGGGAAUUACCUCAACCGGUCUCUGUCUGCAGGCAGUGACAGUGAGCAGUUGGCUAAUAUCUCUGUAGAGGAACUGGAUGAAAUCCGAGAAGCCUUUCGUGUUCUAGACAGAGAUGGGAAUGGCUUCAUCUCCAAGCAGGAGCUGGGUAUGGCCAUGCGCUCUUUGGGGUACAUGCCCAGUGAAGUGGAGCUGGCUAUCAUCAUGCAGCGUCUGGACAUGGACGGAGAUGGACAGGUGGAUUUUGAUGAAUUCAUGACAAUUCUUGGGCCCAAGCUAGUGUCAUCAGAAGGUCGUGAUGGUUUCCUUGGAAAUACGAUAGACAGCAUCUUCUGGCAGUUUGACAUGCAGAGAGUCACCCUGGAAGAGCUGAAACACAUCCUGUACCACGCCUUCCGGGAUCACCUAACGAUGAAGGACAUUGAGAACAUCAUCAUCAAUGAGGAGGAGAGUUUGAACGAGACCUCGGGGAACUGCCAGACGGAGUUUGAAGGAGUUCAUUCACAGAAACAGAACCGGCAGACCUGCGUCCGCAAGAGCCUCAUAUGCGCCUUCGCCAUGGCCUUCAUCAUAAGCGUCAUGCUGAUCGCAGCCAACCAGAUCCUGCGGAGCGGCAUGGAGUAGCAACCUCCCACCAGCCACACCGCGUUGCCAGCUCACCGCGCAUGUGCAUUCCCCGCGGGCAGACUCUGUUCCUCCACAUGGGAGAUCUGGACCUAUGGAUGGAUAUGCAGGAGUUGGUACAGUUCAGUAAAGAACUCAAGUUUGCAGUGCAACUGGGGUCACGGAUCAACUCCAUCUCCUUGGCAGGGACACUAAAGGGCUGUCUUCAAUGCUUUCAUGGUUUUGUUUCCCAAUGCAAUAAAUACCCGGGAGUUCUCAA
Phodopus roborovskii (desert hamster) is the source of this 1655-nucleotide messenger RNA. RefSeq names its product calneuron 1 (gene Caln1). Gene Ontology annotation, molecular function: calcium ion binding. Lineage: Eukaryota; Metazoa; Chordata; Mammalia; Rodentia; Cricetidae. Bases 737 to 1396 code for a protein of 219 amino acids. The record is from RefSeq and is a predicted model, not a curated record. The transcript is spliced from 6 exons.